Messenger RNA from Pogoniulus pusillus (Red-fronted tinkerbird), 2700 nucleotides. It is a transcript of the gene NFAM1, whose product is annotated as NFAT activating protein with ITAM motif 1. Gene Ontology annotation, biological process: regulation of B cell differentiation; positive regulation of B cell receptor signaling pathway; positive regulation of cytokine production. The transcript has 7 exons. Gene Ontology annotation, cellular component: membrane raft. The record is from RefSeq and is a predicted model, not a curated record. Lineage: Eukaryota; Metazoa; Chordata; Aves; Piciformes; Lybiidae. Bases 1 to 1059 code for a protein of 352 amino acids. Gene Ontology annotation, molecular function: transmembrane signaling receptor activity.
AUGACAAGGAUUCACCUGCCCCGAAAGCACAAAAAAGCCACAGCCGCCGCGGCUUAUCGCACGGCUGCCAGCGGAGACCUGGCCCGGCCACAGCCGCAGGGCCGGGGCCGGCGCAGAGCCGCGGCCAGGGCGGGCCCCGUUGGCGAGCGGGGGCGACGGCGACGGCGCCAUCUUGUGGGCGAGGGUGCGGGUUGGCGGGUAACAGCCGCCGCCCCUCAGACCUCGCCCCGCCGCCGGGGGUCCCGCUGCUGUGGUCGGGGAGGCUUUACUGCGCUGCGGGGGGGGAAACGUUACCGCUCCUGCACGAACAGCAGCGCAGUCGUUCCCGGUGGAACCCCGCUCGUCCCGGCUUGCCACGCAGGCGGGGGAACUGUCGAUGUGGAGCAGAAACCUCCAAUCCAGGUUGCACUGCUCAAGGAAGGAAUAUCCAUCCCCUGUGAAGUCAUCUUCCCUUACAUGCCGAAAUAUACCAAAUUUUCCAUCUUCUAUUUUUGGAUUAAUUCCCUGGGACAGACAACAUACAUCCAUAAUAGGUCGGAAAAUGUACCCAUCCCUUCUGGAAAAGAGAACAAAACUGUUACCCUAUCUUACAACCACAGAGUCGUGCCACUCGAAAACACCUCUUCUGGCACAUACUACUGCAUGGUCAAAUGGAAUGACUUCCAGAAAGUGGGAAAGGGAGUUUUUGUCCUUGCUAGAGGUACAGGGUACAUAGAUACCUCUUAUAAGUGGGAAGUCCUUAUUACCCUUACUGUUCUUCUUGCUGCAUUGAGCAUCACUGCAACAGCUUUGCUUCUGUGGAAAAGAAAGGUCUUGUGCCUUAGAAAGAACCAGCCAAGUAUCCUGAGACAGAAGGUGGAAACACAACCUCCUUCAGCCAGCCCACCAUCCCCACCUCUUCCUGUCUAUGAUUGCCUGGAUCUGCAGCAAGUUGAAGUCUAUUCCAUCCUUGAGAACAACACGAACCACACAUCACCCAGAAAAAGUCCUCUAGGGAAGACACCUAAGAAGCAAGCAGCUCUGGAAGAAUCCUCUGAUACACUCUAUGAGAAUAUCUAACAGGAAAAUCUGACCCCGUGAGGACUUUCUGUACUGCAGAACUAUUCUCUUACAUCCCCAGUUCUCUGCAAAGAUCCACAGCGACUUAAGGGCACAACCAGGAGGGACUUGUGAACCCCUGGCUCCUUCUGAACUGCCCUUCAUUAACAACAGAGUGCAUCUGUUCAGCUCCCACGGGGGCUCAGUCUGCACUGAGCAGCAAAGCUAUCUGGCAGAAAAGCCGUUCGAUGCAAAAGAAAAUCUGCUUUUGUCAAGCUCUCACACAUAUCUUAGAGAUGGUGCAGAUGGGAUCUGUUCUUUCACCUGGCCUGCCUGAAAUGCUUAAACCCCCAUCCUCUGUAAAUGAUAGGACAAUCCAGAGACCUUUCCGCAUGCUGGCUUCAUCUUCCAAUCCUGACCUGCAGCAGUCCAUCUGAUCCUGUGCCUUUGACUUUCCUAACAUGGCCAUCAGGUCUUCAUGCAUAGUUUAAUCAAGAUCCAAGCAUCCACCUGCCCAUUUUGCCUUUCUCAAGAACCCCGCAGUGAAACCUGCUUUCUCAUAAUCUGCUAAUCCCAUCAAGUAGUCAGAGAUGCCUGCUGUGGCCAUCCUCAGUCGACUCAAAUCAGUGCCUGAAAAAAAUUCUCUUCAGCACAUUUCACAUCAGCAGUGUAUAGUGAGGACUGGAUGCAUGGAGAGAGAUAAAGAUGGAGAAAAGGAAAACAGAGACAAUACCCCUGCCUGGCAACAUGCCUCAGUAGCAGCACCCUUUCCAGAACGAGGAGGUGGGAACCUCAGGAAACUCCCUUGCUAAGGCUGCAUAAGCCAUGUGAGUCUGGGGCCAGGUUCCUGCCCAGGGAAAACCAAGCUGAACUCCCCAGUUUCCUUUUCUUCUUGCUGAAGAUUCUGAGCCUCUGCCCCACCAAAACAAAUAGGUUUGCCUUUGUGUCAGUAUUCCUCAGCAAGGGUAUAAGACUCCUUUACCCACCAUAUAUAUAUUAUUUGGCCAAGUAGACAAGUUCUGAAAGCUCAGAAUGACUGGGGGGAGGAGAGAGAGGCCCUGGAGGUGAAUUUUCUGCCCAAGCUCUUCUCCCUUGUCAGCUGGAACUUGCCAACCAUUUGUGCUGAUGCAUAUUCUAGUGCUGAUAGGGAAGAGGUUACAUUAAAUAGCCAUAUAACACGAUCAAAACAGUGGAUCAAAAAGCUGAGGCUGUUUUAUCUUGGAUUAGAAAACAACAACAAAAUAAUAACAAAAUAAAACCAACCCAAAAUAAGAAUAUGCAGCAUAACUUGAGAGGAGUCACAGAAACCUCUUUAAAGAAGAAGAUCAAAUUAAAAUUGAGCUCCAGGGUCAUAGGACCCUCUCUAGUUGAAGAUAAUGUUGCUAUGCAUCAGAGAUAGAGGCUAUGGAAAAUGUCUCCAGGGCCUCCAGCCUUCCCAUACUAUGUUUAAAGAGAUAAUCCGCUUAUUGCUUUGCUCUUUUUAUUAGAAGAGAUUUCAAACAUGCAAUUUGGACUUUCUUUAACCACAGGAAAAAUGCUUUUUCUCUUCCCAGUGUUGAGGAAUUCAUUUCAGAAAGAGCAAGGAAUAAGCAGUAUGGCUUAUUAGACCUCUUUUAUUAAGUGAUCACAAUAAUUACAAAUAAACACUUUGGAAGUCAACAA